Molecule: messenger RNA, 1991 nt
Organism: Xyrauchen texanus (razorback sucker)
Lineage: Eukaryota; Metazoa; Chordata; Actinopteri; Cypriniformes; Catostomidae
Gene: trub2
Product: TruB pseudouridine (psi) synthase family member 2
Exons: 8
Coding region: 136-1116 (326 amino acids)
Biological process (GO): pseudouridine synthesis; RNA processing
Molecular function (GO): pseudouridine synthase activity; RNA binding
Source: RefSeq, a predicted model, not a curated record
AGUAGAAGGAGAACGUCACGUUUCUCCGAGUAGCUGUGGUGUAUUUAAGCUAUUUAUGCUUCUCUGGCAAUGAUAGGUCAUUUCUGUCAUUGACUUUAUAUUGACUAAUCGUUGUGACAUUUUCUUCUGGACAAAAUGGCAACGCAAGCGGCACGGCUUUUCCGCAAAAUGGAUGGUCUUUUUGCUGUUUACAAACCGCAGGGAGUUCACUGGAAACUUGUUCGUGACACCAUAGAGACAAAUUUACUGAAAGCGCUGAACUCCUCUCCUCCACCAGCUCCUCAGCGUGAAGUGAAGUUUCCACUUCUGCCCAGUGGAGAUAACAGCAGUUCUACAGAUCUCAUACUGUCACCCUCCAUCAUUCUCCCAGCCACUCUGGCAGACCAUCCUCUAGUGACAGGGCCGAAGUUUCACAAUGUUCAUGUUGGAGUUGGUCAUCGCUUGGAUGCUUGUUCCUCUGGAGUAUUAGUUUUAGGUGUGGGGAAAGGAAACGGAGUUCUUGAGCAUCUGUGCAGAUCACACGUAACCAGGGACUACACAGUUGAGGGGGAAUUUGGAAUGGCCACAGACAAUUUCUCUCACACAGGUCGAGUCAUCGAGAAAAACACAUACGACCACGUUACCCAGGAUAAGUUAGAAAGAGUCCUUGCUAUGAUACAGGGAGCCAAUCAAAAAGCUAUAAUUACGUAUUCUCAGGUGGACCUAAGCACUCAGGAGGCCUAUGAGCUUGCAGUGAGGGGUUUGUUGUAUCCUCAUGGUAAAAGCCCUCCCAUUGUGACUGGCCUGCGAUGCAUACAAUUCAAACCACCGCAUUUCACUUUGGUGGUCCAGUGUGUGAACGAGACUCAGAAGUAUCUACGUAAAUUGAUUCAUGAGGUGGGAUUAGAGCUGCGGACUACUGCAGUCUGUUCUGGUGUGCGUCGGACACGAGACGGUCCUUUCAAAGUAGAGAAUACACUCACCCGCCAACACUGGACUGCUGACAACAUCAUACAAGCCAUUUCUCAUUUUCGCAACACUACCCGCAAAAUCAGGAAGUCUGGAACCUGCAUUGGCCAAUCAAACACAAGCACAGAGAUCCAUGAGCAAAUUAUAAGACAAAAUGCACAGUCUUAAGUGAAUAAGCCAGAUGCAUGAUAUACUACAAGUGUACUUCAGAUACAGUUGUGGACAGAGACAUCGGGGACACGGGGUGAAUGCGGAACAAAAACAUUUGAAUUAAUUGGGUCAAAAACUUUAUGGCCUAAAUGGGUUAAUUGGAAUACAUAUGCAUUCUGUAAAAUGUGGUUUUGUCCAUACAAUGUAAAUCAGUGGGGUCCAAAACUUUCAAGCUUCGAAAAGAAUAGAAAGGCAGCAUAAAAGUAAUCCAUACGACAGUAACUUUGGGCAAGAAACAGACCACAAUUAAAGUACUUAUUCAGUAUAAAUCUUGACAACUGGCCCAAUUGGUGCAGAUACAGUGCAGAGUUCAAUACCAUUAUGCUUUGCAUCUGCAUGCUGUUGCAAGGUACUCAAUCCUGUUAUCGUAUGUAUAUCAGUAAGUAUCGUUGAAUUUUCAUUUUCUAGUGUUGAUCAUUUGCCGACCGUGCACUGUGCACGUUACAAGUGUGUGUGAACGGGCUUCUCUCAUGAUGGCACCAAGCAGACUGCCGAUGUCAAGACUUAUAUUUUAAAAGGAUUUUUUUUUUCCGUAUAGCUUCGGAAGACAUGGAUUAAACCACUCGAGUCAUAUGGAUUACUGACAAAAACACAUCACGUAUCCUUUGUGUUCCACAAAAGAAAGUCAUAAAAGUUUGAGAUGGCAUGAUGUUGGGUAAAUGAGAGAAUUAUCAUUACAACAUGGACAUGUUUUCCUAUUCACUGAUCUAAAUUAUUGAUUUGUUGUACUUUAAUUAUUGUCAUUAAAAAUGUGUGAAAAAUUUGUUCUCAACACUUCAAAUACUUCAAAUAAGACAAUUGCCUAAAUUAACUAUUUAUUUUUUUGUACCUUU